Gossypium raimondii (Peruvian cotton) is the source of this 949-nucleotide messenger RNA. Its product is annotated as probable steroid-binding protein 3. The transcript is spliced from 2 exons. The record is from RefSeq and is a predicted model, not a curated record. Gene Ontology annotation, cellular component: endomembrane system; membrane. Lineage: Eukaryota; Viridiplantae; Streptophyta; Magnoliopsida; Malvales; Malvaceae. Bases 197 to 757 code for a protein of 186 amino acids.
UUGGUAUCACGGAAAUGGAGGUAGGUUGGGUCAUUGCUCAUUGGUCAAUCUUUUGGUAGGUGAACUUUGAUCCUCCAUCUUAACUAAUUCCUGCAAGUAACUCAGACGAAGGAAACCAACGAAACCCAGUUUCCAUUUUUGUUUUUUAUUUUUUGGGAGAAUUUAGAAAAAAGAAGAAAAAUAAUAUUCUCUUAACAUGGGUAUUUACUCGACCGUGAUGGAGGCGGUGACGGAGGCGACAGGGUUAUCCCCGACGGCGUUCUUCACAAUCCUGGCAAUGAUGGUGGUUGUGUACAAGAUAGUGUGCGGCAUGUUUUUGGGUCCCGAAGAUUUUCGUCAAAAGCCUCAAAAAGAGCCAAUUCAGGUCGGAGAUAUUACGGAAUCAGAGUUAAGAGCUUACGAUGGUUCGGACCCCAAAAAGCCUCUCCUAAUUGCCAUCAAAGGCCAGAUCUACGACGUCUCUUCCUCCAAGGUGUUUUAUGGGUGUGGAGGGGCUUAUUCGAUGUUUACAGGGAGGGAUGCGAGCAGGGCAUUGGCGAUGUUGUCGUUUAAACCUGAGGACCUGACGGGGAACCUCGAAGGCUUGAGUGCUGAGGAGCUUAGUGUGCUGGAGGAUUGGGAAUGUAAGUUCCUGGACAAGUAUCCCAUUGUUGGACGGGUUGUUCAACCAUCAAAUACCUCUCAAAAUGGAGAUGGACUUCACAUUCACCACAAUGAUACAAACGGACAUCAACAACAACAAACCAAGGAUGAUUGAUUCCAAGCUUCAAAAAUGUCCUGCUGUACCAAUUUGUGGAAUUAUGCUUUUAGGUUCCACUAGUUUUGGGAAUGGAUAGACGAGGGAAUAUUUAUGUAAUUAAUGUUCUUUUUUUCUUUUACAUAAUAAUCAUAAAUGAGUCGACCAGGCAGUACUAUUCUUGGAAAAUACCAAAAAAGAAACUUUCCAUAA